AUGCGUCGCAUUGGCAUAGUUCUCUUCGAUCUCCGAAGAGUUGAAUAUUCCCAUCAUAGGGUGGUGACUGAAAAUCGUUUGAGAAACAGUUGAAAUCGUUUAGGAUUUCCGAGUGUUUCUCCUUCUCUUGUCUCAGCUGUGUGAUCAAAAUAUAGAAAGCAAAGGUUUCUUUUCGUUGUGGCUAGGAAUAAGGUCACAGCGACGAAGAGCCGCUAAAACUGGAGCUGUGCAAGAUCUGGGGUGCAGGCGACAACAGCAGAAGCUCGAAGGUGUGGAGUGACGUCGGUCGAGCUGAGUUGGCUCAGCUUCUGCUGGGAUAGGACCCGGGUUCUCCUCCUCGUACGACGGCCCUUGUUUUUCAGACCCUCUCCUUUUUACAGCGUCUCUCACCUCGGCACGAGAAGCUAUGCUGCCGUAUCGAUUCAUGCGAGUUGCGUCCCACUGAAGCUCCACCUCACGCUCGCGCUCUCUUCUGUUCAUCUCGCUGCCUUUUUUUUUUUGCUAUUCCUGGCUUCUCGUUGAGUUGGUCUUCACAUCUUGUUUUUGCUUCGAAAUGCCGCUUUUUUCUCUUCUAGAGCUUUUCCGAACUCAUUUUCCUGCAUCUUCGUUUUUAUACUUUUGAGCAGGUCAUUUUUCUGGAAGGUUUUGGAGAGUGGAAAGAAAAGUGACACUCAAACGGGUCUGGAGCUUUUCAAAGAGGAGAAAAGAAAAGUCUGAAUAUUAAUUCAUGUUGAACUUCUUUUAUACAUGAAUUAAAACCAGAAUUAUGCAAAAUUAUAUAAUUUUAGUAUUUAAAUCCCUUCAGGUGCAAUUAUAUCCAUCUAUGCUAUGUCUUCUUAAAAUCAUUUUUUUCAGCUUUUUGUUUUCAUAUUAUAAAAAAAGUUUUUAGCCCGAUUUUUUUCUCACAUCGACAUAUGAGAAAGCGAUAAAUUUAUUCAAACAAUACUUUUUGAAAUUUUACAAGUUAUUUCAGGAAACCGAAAACCAUGGCAAGGAAUUCUACUUUUCGGUCCUCCCGGAACAGGAAAAUCCUACAUCGCGAAAGCCGUGGCGACAGAGGCCGACAACUCGACUUUUUUCUCGGUUUCUUCAUCCGACCUCAUGUCCAAAUGGCUUGGAGAAUCGGAAAAGUGCGUUCAUUCAUUUUUCGCUUUUCUUAACUUUUUAAUUAAUAGGUUGGUGAAGAAUCUUUUCGCGUUGGCUCGUGAACACAAACCAUCGAUCAUAUUCAUUGACGAAGUUCGUUGCUUUUAAAUCAUAUUUACAGGUUUUAAAGUUAGUUCAAGUUUUAAGAAGGAAAAUGAGAUAUGGGCCAAGGGGAGCAUCGCUUUAGGAAUAUUUUAUUCAUUACUGUCGCAUUCAGUAGCGGUUUUUCAGUGUCGAUAUCAAAAAAACUUCGAGACUUCUCCGAUAAGAAAUGUCGACGAAAAGGAGGUGAAAAAGUAGAUCAAGUUCUCGCUAGAUAUUCUUAUGAUAUCCUGGAAGACCUAGAUUGAAUGAAAUACAGAAAACUAUGUCACUAAAGUAGGAAAACAUGCUCUGGAAAGAAUGAAAAGCAAUUUGAACCGCGGAAAAUGUGUUUCUUUUUGCAGAUUGAUUCUUUGUGCUCUUCGCGGUCAGACAACGAAAGUGAGAGCGCGAGAAGGAUCAAGACCGAGUUCAUGGUGCAGAUGCAGGGCGUCGGCCUCAACAACGACGGCAUCCUCGUCCUGGGCGCCACCAAUAUCCCUUGGAUCCUCGAUUCUGCUAUUCGCAGGUAUUUUCCACUGAAAUUAAUCGAAAUGAAAGGCUUUACAUCCAUUAAGACUAACCAUCAUAUUUACGUCUUUGAUUGUCACCGCGAAAAUGUCCUUUGAGUUGUUUAUUUCCCAAAAAGUUCACCUUUACCCCUUUUUGAACUUCACUUCUGAAUUAUUUUAAAAAGCAGAGAAGGAAUUUGUAUCGAUGGAAUUCGGGAUCUUGGAAAUCGUAAAAAACUUAAUUCAAAAGGUUGAAUGCGGUUUUUUUUUUCUUUUCUUUUUCUAGAUAUUACAAAAACCAAACUUGCUCAGUGAGAAAAAAAAGUCUUGAAAUGUUUUGUGUACAGAAAAAAGCACAAAUGGAAUCAUAAAGUCUAAAAAGAGAAAAAAACGUAAAGAGUUCCCCUCAUGAUACGUUUUUCUCAUGAGAACAAGUUGAUAAGUUGGCCCAAAGCUAUUGGUUAUUGAUUUAUCAUCAAAUUUAUCACAUCCAGUCGAUAAGGUCUGGCUUUUCAUUAUUUGAAAGUAAAAUUCUUAUUAAUAGAGGUAUAUAAAUUCUGAAAAAUUUUUUUUCCAAACAUUGCAAAACGAAUUCUCAAUGAAUAUCCGAACACUUUCCAGACGUUUUGAGAAGCGCAUCUACAUCCCGCUGCCUGACAUGAACGCGAGGAAAGAAAUGUUCCGGAUCGACGUCGGCAAAAAUUCGAAUAAUCUCAGCGAUCAGGACUAUAGGGUUGCUUGAUCUCUCCCUGUUAUUCAAGUUGUCUUCUCUUUUGCAGGUCCUCGCGCAAAAGACGGAAGGAUAUUCGGGAUACGAUAUCAAUAUUUUGGUGAAAGACGCCUUGAUGCAACCCAUUCGUAGAGUCCAAUCAGCGACACACUUCAAGUAUUUUUUCUUCAACUUGAAAUCUUUUUCAUUUGGACUUUUCAGUAAAUGAGAGCGUUUUUUUUUCAAAAACUGUGAAAAUGUUUAGUGGCCACUAUAGGGUUUUGACGUUUUAUUGGCCACUAUAGUAGUCAAAUUAGUCAUCACUGAAGGGGUUAAAAACUAGUGGCCACUAAGAGGUCUAAGUGCUACUACUAGACCACUAAUUUUUUUAGUGGCCACUUUAGGGGUCAAUGGAUCAACAUAACUGGUUCAAUCUGUUUGUUUUAAAAUUAUCAGAGUAUCGGAAGGAAUACUGAAGUAGUCACUAAAUAGAGAACCUCCAUAGUGGCCACUAAAAAUUUUCUCAGAAAAAGUUCUUUUGUUAUAGAAACUUCCAGGUGUGACCAAUUUGAUUCAGACACGUUUCCGCGCCUUCUCGGAAAGACCCGUCGUUGAUCGUUCGGGACAUGCUGACGCCUUGCAGUCCAGGCGACGCCGGAGCCAUCGCCAUGAGCUGGCUGGACGUCCCCGGCGAAAAGCUCGCAGAACCGAUCCUUUCUAUGGUUCGUUUUCUAGAAGAAUGGAACCAGCAUCUUUUUAUGCUUUUGAAUAUAAUUUUUCUUGCAAGGAAUCUUCAUUUGUUAUUUGAACUUUUCAAACGAAAAAAUUGAGUGUUUUAUUUUUGGUGAGAGGCAAUCACGGAUCAUUCUUGCAGCAAGACAUGAUCAGGUCGUUAACAACAGUGAAGCCGACAGUGAAUGGCGCGGAUCUCCAACGACUCGAGCAAUUCAAAAACGACUUCGGGCAGGAUGGCCAAGAAUAA
Molecule: messenger RNA, 3430 nt
Organism: Caenorhabditis auriculariae
Lineage: Eukaryota; Metazoa; Nematoda; Chromadorea; Rhabditida; Rhabditidae
Source: the annotation of a GenBank genome assembly